AUGAAGGUCGUGACCUUGUUACUUGAUAAAAUAAGAGAUCAAGUGAAAGCGAAGAAAAUACCAAAGAGAGGCAUCCCCUUAAACACGAUAAACAAAUGCGGGUACACGGCUCUGGAUAUUCUGGACAAAUUCAAAUCUUCUGAAGUACAAGAUAUUAAAAAAGUCAAGAAGAAGUUUAAAAGAGCUGGUGCCUUGAAAACUGCUGUCUUGAAAGCUGCUGCCUUGGAAGCCCAAGAAGACAAUCAGGUCGAGGGGUUGUCCAUGAGGCAGAAUGCGUUGAUGGUGGUGGCGUCGCUUAUCGCAACCAUGGCUUUCCAAGCCGGGGUGAACCCUCCUGGUGGUGUCUGGCAAGACAGCAAGGACGGCCAUGAAGCUGGAAAAGCUGUGAUUUCUUAUAGGGACUCAUAUGAAUAUACAGUGUUCCUUUAUGCCAACACAAUAGGAUUUGUGUCAUCACUAAGCAUAAUUCUGUUUCUAGUGACCGGAUUGCCCUUCAAGAAAAAGUUGUUUACGCGGAUCAUGGUGCUGAUCAUGUUCCUCACAGUCACAUCCAUGACAUGGACAUACAUAUUUUCAAUCUUCAUAACCAGCCAUCUGGACAAGAGCGAUCUCCUUAUUUGCGGGCAGCUAGCUUGGCUUGGGGUGAUCUGUGUUCUUGUGGUAAUCCACACCAUUCCCUUGCUGAUCAGGUUCUUGAAGGUCAGCUGGCAUAUAAUACGGCUACUGAUGAAGUUGUUCAUGAAAUUCAAAUUCAUCUCACCUUCAAGGGACCAAUCCCUACCAAUUUCAUCUAAUGGGAAUGAACCCCAGCGCGCUCUAGCUUAAUGGGAACGGGAACCCAGCUUGAUUUUUAAUCAGCCUUAUCCGUGAGUUUAAAUUAGUGAAUGGAAGAUGGCAUAAUUGAUGGACUGAGCAGAGUUCUCUAUUAGAAUGUGUUAAAUGUAUUGCCUUCUAGUUCCUGUUAUGGAAAUUGAAUAAUUCCUUCGACGUCGAAUCACGUUAUAUUUGUUGCUGUAUUGUUUAGGAACUUGGUGUU
Molecule: messenger RNA, 1036 nt
Organism: Diospyros lotus (date-plum)
Lineage: Eukaryota; Viridiplantae; Streptophyta; Magnoliopsida; Ericales; Ebenaceae
Exons: 1
Coding region: 1-825 (274 amino acids)
Cellular component (GO): plasma membrane
Molecular function (GO): protein phosphatase 1 binding; protein phosphatase regulator activity
Source: RefSeq, a predicted model, not a curated record